CUACUGGCUUCUAUUCUUAUAAUUCCGCACCAACGCAACCGCGGGAGCUCCCUCUUUGCAGAUCAAGCGUGCUCACCACCUCGAACCACUCCCCCCCAACGCCGUCAUGUCUGACUACUACCAACAGGCCCGCCCUUCCCACCGCUCCGAGCUGCCCAUGUUCCGGCCCACUAAGCCAGAGGACUGGGAGCCGUACCGGGACCUCAUCGCCCAUCUCUACAACGAGAUGAAGCUCAAGGACGUCAUGACGGAGAUGCAAGUGGUCCAUCGCUUCAAAGCAACUGAGAAGCAGUACAAGACCCAACUCAAAAAAUGGAAUCUCGACACCAAGUAUAUCAAGGCAUCCGAGUACAUGGCCAUGAUCAAGACGAAACGACUGAGGGAGGCCGAGAACCCCCCCAAGCAGACACGCUUCAUCCUGCGAGGGCGAACCGUGGACCCAAAGGACAUAACCCGGUUUGAGAAGAGAGCGCUGAAGAAAGGCAUGAUAAAGCCCGAAGACCAGAUGUAUGAACAGGAACUUGUCGAGGACUUGCUAUAUGACACACCAUCCCCGGAACCGUCUUAUUCAUACGCCGAAGCCUCUCAAUAUUCAUAUUGAAGCAAGUCGGUCGACGACAGGCCUGAAAAUGGCUUCUGCACAAAUAUCACGACUGUGUGCUCCGGGUAUAAUGUCGAGGGCUGUGUGAUGGAAGGGGAACUCGGAAACCAGCAGAUAAGGGCUUAGGAGCCGCAUGAACCGAUGACUCCAUGGUGUGUGUGUAUAAUAUUCAAUUCUUCGAAUCUCUUCCCAAGAGUCCAGGGGGAAUGCGACUAGAAGGCGGCGACGACGGAACGAACUCGGGACAAGAACAGGAAACACGGCAGCAUAAACUCGGGGGCAUAUUGAGGGCGCUGGGUCUCGGAUACAACCAUACAUGAUAGGCGUUACAAUCUCAUUAAACUUGGCUUCUUAGUUUGGAUGGUUUACCCUCGGUU
This is a messenger RNA of Lasiosphaeria miniovina, 978 nucleotides long. Its product is annotated as Clr5 domain-containing protein. The transcript is spliced from 5 exons. The record is from RefSeq and is a predicted model, not a curated record. NCBI's taxonomy places the organism in Eukaryota, Fungi, Ascomycota, Sordariomycetes, Sordariales, Lasiosphaeriaceae. The coding region runs from base 107 to 601 and encodes 164 amino acids.